This is a messenger RNA of Colletotrichum orchidophilum, 234 nucleotides long. RefSeq lists its product as uncharacterized. NCBI's taxonomy places the organism in Eukaryota, Fungi, Ascomycota, Sordariomycetes, Glomerellales, Glomerellaceae. The coding region runs from base 1 to 234 and encodes 77 amino acids. The transcript has a single exon. The record is from RefSeq and is a predicted model, not a curated record.
AUGUCCCCAGCAUCUUGCAGGUUCUUCAAGGCUUCCAUGACCUCCAUUCGCCUGGGAAAAGGCGAUUCCACGACAAGAAAGAAGAAAAUUCUGGUCAGAGUGCCGCCGUAUCCGUUCGCACUCACACCCAGAGACCUUGAUACGGUCUUGGGAGACGCAGGUGCAGUCGAGACUCGUGAAGGAUUUCACCACCCGCGGGUAAUGUGUAAGGAUCGGAUUAGAUGCUUCCACUAG